This is a messenger RNA of Vicia faba (fava bean), 378 nucleotides long. The record is from the annotation of a GenBank genome assembly. Lineage: Eukaryota; Viridiplantae; Streptophyta; Magnoliopsida; Fabales; Fabaceae.
AUGUCCAACUUUUUCUUUUUCUUUGCGCUCUUGGUUAUAGUUUUUGCAGUUCAAUUUAUUCAAAUAGAUGGUGAAUGCACAAAAGUUUUGAGUAAGUGUGAGACUUCGGAUUGUAAUGAUACGUGUAAUUCAUAUGCAGAAGGUGUUCGUGUUUUAAAUGCAUCGUGUUCAUCCUUAAACUUAUGCACCUGUACUUUCGAUCGGCCACCACCAGAAGGACCAACACCUCCUUGCGAUGUUGUGUUGGGAGUUUGCACUGAUUCCUGUAACAAUGAAUGUUGCAACAACAAAUGUAAAAGUAGUUUUCCUAACACGGGUAGUGGGGCAUGUAUAUUAGCCUUUGAUAGGGAUCUUUGCAUGUGUACUUAUAACCGUUGA